Messenger RNA from Volvox carteri f. nagariensis, 1431 nucleotides. RefSeq lists its product as uncharacterized. The transcript has 12 exons. The record is from RefSeq and is a predicted model, not a curated record. The annotation marks the transcript as partial. NCBI's taxonomy places the organism in Eukaryota, Viridiplantae, Chlorophyta, Chlorophyceae, Chlamydomonadales, Volvocaceae.
UUCGACGUGGUGGUGUGUGGAGGCACUCUCGGCAUCUUCGCCGCUGCCGCUCUGGCUCUCCGAGGCCUCCGAGUGGCGGUUCUGGAGCGGGGGCCGUUACGAGGCCGAGCACAGGAAUGGAACAUCAGCAGGAAGGAGCUCCUGGAGUUGGAGAGCGUUGGUGUGGCGACGCGUGAGGAGCUGGAAGCCUGCGUCGCAAUUGAGGUACGGAAGUUGUGCAGUAUAAGCGGCCUGAGUGAAGUUUGGACGCGCGACAUCCUCAACCUGGGAGUGAGCCCCAACGCGCUGGUGGGCCUUAUGCGCCGAAAGUUGGAGGAGCAAGGCGGCGUGGUUCUGGAGCGUACGGCACUCGAAGGUGUGGCCGCCCGGCGCGACGACGACGACGACGGGUCGCCAGCCGCCGCCACCGUCACAGCGCGUCUCGUGGUCGACUGCAUGGGUCAUUUCAGCCCGAUUGUACGACAGGUGCGCAGGGGUGCCAAGCCGGACGGCGUAUGUCUGGUGGUGGGGACUAUGGGCAGCGGCUUCACCAACAACACCACCGCGGAUGUCAUCCUAACCAGCACGCCGUUGCAGCCCGAGGACGCCAAGGCGCAAUACUUCUGGGAGGCCUUUCCGGCGGCGUCGGGCCCGACCGACCGCACCACUUACAUGUUCACCUACCUCACCGCGGACGACUACCGGCCGCCCCUGGCUGCCAUGAUGGAGGACUACUGGCGCCUCAUGCCGCAGUACCAGGGCGUACGGCUGGAGGACAUCACUUUCAAGCGGGUGCUCUUUGGCAUGUUCCCAACCUUCAAGGAUACGCCUUUGAGGCCAGCGUACGACAGGGUAAUUCAAAUUGGUGAUGCCAGUGGGCUGCAAUCGCCACUGUCGUUUGGUGGUUUCGGAGCGUUGACACGUCACCUGGCCCGAUUAACUGCCGCGCUGACCGAGGCGGUUGAGGCAGAUGCUCUGGACCGUGGCUCCCUGUCCCUCGUGCAAUCCUACAACCCUGGGCUCUCGAGUAGCUGGAUGAUGCAAAAGGCGAUGAGCGUGCGUAGGGGCGAGCAGCCGCCGCCCGACCUCAUCAACCGCAUGCUGGCGGGUAACUUCAAGGCCAUGGAGCGAUUGGGCGAUCCCGUCAUGAAGCCCUUUCUGCAGGACGUCGUUCAAUUCGGUCCAAUGAUGCGCACCAUGGCCGCUCAGAUUCUAACCGACCCGGCCUCCAUCCCCAGCCUCAUACGCCACGUGGGCCCUGCGCCGCUUCUGGAGUGGCUGAGUCACAUGGCCAACCUGGCUGCCUACACCGCCCUUCACGGCGCGGCUUCGAUGGCGGACCUGCGUACGGCGGUGUCAGGGGCCGCAGUCCUGACGCCGCGUGAAAGGUUCGCCCUGAAUCGGCUACUAGACGCGUGGGAGUACGGCAGCGGUAUGGAUUAUAAGCUCUAG